AUGGGCCAUGUGCUGUUGUUCCUGCCCAUCGUGCUGACUGUAGGUAGCUUCUCCAUGCUAAUGGUGAUUGUUUUGACCAUGAGCUUCCUCACCGCAUGGGGUGGUGCGUUGCUACUGAAGAAACCCAUCUGCAACUACUCAGUGUAUGAAGGAAGGUCGUGGGCAGCCAUCAAGAAAGCCUUUACCGACCAACAGCCCAUGGACGACCUCAAG
This is a messenger RNA of Sphaeroforma arctica JP610, 213 nucleotides long. RefSeq lists its product as hypothetical. The record is from RefSeq and is a predicted model, not a curated record. Lineage: Eukaryota; Ichthyosporea; Ichthyophonida. The transcript has 2 exons. The annotation marks the transcript as partial.